UAAAGAUAACAUUCGGCGUCGGGUCACGUCCCGAGUCACCUCCCACGGGGACAAGCAAAAUUAUGAAUUGGAUCUGAGUGCAGUAGCUAAAUUCGCAUUGUAAAAUUGCUCCUCGACUUUCCUGCGUGGAUCUCCGGGUCUCCGACGCGGAAAGAGAUGUCGACGUGACAAUGCAGAAACCUGAUUGGUGCACACUGUUACGUGAAAUCGAGGGGCGGCUGUUUCCAGUCACGGUCUUCUGCCAACUUACGCUCCUUGUCAAGUUCGAAUGGUUCCUCGCUUCCGGUACACUAUAUUUCCGUGUGGGGUUUGUGCCAAUCAAAGUAGGUUCGAGUACCAAGCGCAGUACACCCGUCCCUACCUUGGUACAUGGGCGAGGGAGGUUACCAAGGCCAUCACGGACCAUGCCGCUGAAAGAUCCUUCUGCUGCUCUUUCGGCGUGGACCUAGUCACUCAUGCCUGCAGUCUGCACAGCAACGCGUAGGAGUCGUUCUUUUCCAGUUUCCAAGUUUCUGGAGGUUUACCCACCCACGACGACCUGAAUAAUGCGACUACUGACGGCCUGGCUUUGUCUUUUCGGACCCCUGAUGCUGGCAUCCGCGGCUCCGAAGAAACAAACAAAGCAGAAGCAACGUCCCCAUAUCGUCGUUAUCAUGGCGGACGACUUGGGCUGGAGUGACGUCAGUUUUCACCAGACGCCACAAAUUCCAACGCCGAACAUCGACGCCUUAGCUUCUGACGGAAUCAUCCUACACAACCAUUACGUCCAACCUAUGUGUACUCCGUCAAGGGCAGCUUUCCUUACUGGCCUCUAUCCUAUAAGGACAGGAAUGCAGCAUUAUGUGAUACGUAGUGCUGAGCCCUGGGGAUUGCCUCUCAACGUCAAAAUCAUGCCUCAGUUCUUCAAGGAGUUGGGCUACAAUACUCAUGCAAUAGGAAAAUGGCACCUGGGAAACCACAUGGAGGCAUACGCGCCGACGAGGAGAGGCUUCGACACAUUCAUGGGGUAUCAUCUAGGCUACGGAGAUUACUAUAAACAUGUCCUUCAGCUGGGCCAGGAAAUUGGUAGCGACUUCUUCGAAGGUGUUCAGCCCAUCUUGAACGCUACUGGACUGUACUCUACGGACCUGUUUACGGAAAGGGCUGUGUCUAUUAUUGACAAGCACGACAAAUCCAAGCCUAUGUUCAUGUACUUAUGCCACAUGGCUCCGCAUAGCGGUAACGAAGUGGAUCCCUUGCAAGCGCCGCAGGAAUACAUCGACAAGUUUCAGUAUAUCGAAAACAAAAAUAGGAGUACCUAUGCAGCAAUGUUGAACAAACUUGACGAGUCGGUGGGGAUCAUCAUGGAAGCCCUGCACAGGAAUGACAUGCUGAACAACACCAUUCUGCUGUUUCUCAGCGACAACGGGGGAAAGCCGUGGGGUAAACAAUCCAACUACGCGUUCAAUUGGCCGCUGCGAGGCAUGAAAGAAAUGCUCUGGGAAGGAGGUGUCCGCAGCUCGUCUUUCUUGUGGAGUCCACUGCUUGAACAGACUCCUAGGAUUUCGAAUCAGAUGAUGCACGUCACCGACUGGUUGCCCACUCUUUACGGAGCAGCAGGCGGAAGCCGCCGUAGCCUUGGCAGACAGGACGGCUUCAUGAUGUGGCGUCAACUAUCCCGCAAGUUAAUAUCUCCACGCAUAGAAAUCCUCCUAAACUACGACAACAUUGACAAGACCUCGAGCCUACGCUUUAGCAGAUACAAGCUGCUCAAGGGUCACAGUUGGUACGGCCCCAAGGACGAGUGGUACAACGUUCCCGGGCAGUGUGUCGACGGAUGUGGUGCGAACUUGGACGCUCUAAUGGUGAACUCUACCGUAGCCAAUGUUCUCAGGAAAUUCUACAACAGGAACCAACUGAGGUUCCAGCAAAACUGGAGGAAAAAAUUAGUAAUCAAUUGCAAAUACGAGAAGCCAUUCUUCAAUUCGCUCAAAGGUCCAUUCUUAUUCGACUUAGAGGAUGACCCCUGCGAAAUGCAAGACAUUUCAUCAUCCAGAAAACGGCUUCUGCGGAUACUGUCUGAGAGACUGGCUAACUACGAGCGACAAGCUGUACCUCCGAGAAACGCCCCGCGAGAUCCAAAAGCCUUUCCCAGCAACAACAACGGCUCCUGGUCAUUCUGGAUGGACCAACUUUCAACAUAAUUCAUUUAUUUAUACGGGAACAAGCAUAAGAAGAAAAAAACUCUCGCUUAUCAUGUGCGUAAGCAAUUCAAAACUAAAUCCUUCCUUUCCUUUAGGAGAUAUUCGGAAAUAUUGCAUAUUCAUUAUUUAUUCAUUGUCAUGUGACCAGAUCGCGAUGUACUGCACUCGAAACUACGAUUACAGUGGAGGUAAAAAAUUAAAUGCCUUUGUGUACAUACA
Molecule: messenger RNA, 2402 nt
Organism: Ornithodoros turicata
Lineage: Eukaryota; Metazoa; Arthropoda; Arachnida; Ixodida; Argasidae
Product: arylsulfatase B-like
Exons: 14
Coding region: 546-2183 (545 amino acids)
Source: RefSeq, a predicted model, not a curated record